AUGACAAAUCUUAUUACAGAAUCAACAACCAAUAUUGUUAAUGAAUUACUUGAUGAUAUCAAAGAAAAUAUUAUUCAAAUAAACGAUAAUUUUGAACAAAUUCAAUUAAAUACUGUUAAACCAAUAAAUAUAACAAAUUUACUUGAAAAAAAAUUAUUAAAUAAUGGUGAACAUAAAGAUGAAUCGCAUGUAUUAUCAUCAUCAUCAAAUGGUUCAACAUUAGAAACAAAUGAAUCACCAACACCACUUAUUUUAAUGAAUAAACAAAUUGAAUUAAUACAUCCACUUGAACAUCAAUGGUCGUUUUGGUAUUUAAAAAAUCAACAAGGAAAAGAUUGGCAAGAUAAUUUAAUGAAAUUAGCAACAUUUGGUUAUGUCGAAGAAUUUUGGGCUCUUUUCAAUCAUCUUCGUGUUGCUUCACGUUUACCACCAAGUUGUGAUUAUAUGUUAUUUAAAAGUUCUAUUUUACCUUGUUGGGAAGAUCCACAAAAUUCUAGUGGUGGUCGUUGGGUUCUUUAUUUUUCUAAACCAGAACAGGUCUAUUUAAAUCUUGAUGUUUGUUGGCUUGCUUCAAUGUUAGCUCUCAUUGGUGGUCAAUAUGCACAAGAUACGAAUUAUGUUAAUGGUGUUGUUCUUUCAGCACGAAAAAGUUGUGAUCGUAUUGCACUUUGGACAUCAGUUCAUCAUGAUCAACAACUUAUAUAUCGUAUUGGACGACGUAUGCGUGAAUUAAUCAAUAUUCCACGACAAAUUCAUAUUUUAUUCGAACUUCAUAAUCAAGAAACAAAUACAACAACUAGUCUUAUAAAUAGAAAGAAAAGUACAGCUGGUAGUAAUAAAGUUAUCUAUCAAUUAUGA
Molecule: messenger RNA, 858 nt
Organism: Rotaria sordida
Lineage: Eukaryota; Metazoa; Rotifera; Eurotatoria; Philodinida; Philodinidae
Source: the annotation of a GenBank genome assembly